This is a messenger RNA of Chaetomium fimeti, 782 nucleotides long. RefSeq lists its product as uncharacterized. Lineage: Eukaryota; Fungi; Ascomycota; Sordariomycetes; Sordariales; Chaetomiaceae. The record is from RefSeq and is a predicted model, not a curated record. The transcript has a single exon. The coding region runs from base 91 to 675 and encodes 194 amino acids.
GCCAGGGGAUAACCACCCUUCCUCCAAAUUAAAGUCAAUAUUCGGCCGGGUGCGGUACCAGCAGAUGUUGCGUGACGAUAGGAUUUUUUUAUGCCAGCAACCCUGAGCUGUUUGGUGUUUAUUCACAGAUGCUUGUGUCAGCUUCGUCUCUCUCUCUCUCCGCUUGACUCACUCUCACAAACCCCUCGCGCCAGCGAGUCAAGAGAACCGGGCGGUCGGACGGGCAGAUCACUUCGUCCUCUUGUGCUGCCCGGGAUGUUUCGGUGGAUACCGGCAUCGGUACCUGGUAGUUAUGGAGUUUCGGUGCAAUUGGUAACCUCCGUUUGCCCAUGCCCAGACAGAGUAAACAGGGCGAGGGUACGAAUACGUCUGUACAUACAUCCUUCGGGGCUGCUCGGGCUGUCCCAAAACACCUCCAGUCCGAACUUCCCGCAGGACGAACCGGAUGCCCUGGAGCGGGCCGGACUUGGGUGGGGGAGUGGUUGUGGAACACCGUGGCGGUGGGAAAUCUGUCUUUUUAUCUCCGAAAAUCCCGGACGGCUGCAGUUCGACGAGGAUGGGAUACGAACCAACCAAGGAGCUGAUGUGAUGGUCGAUUCCAGCACCGGACCUCUUCGUCGAAUCAUGGGUAAGGGCAAUAUAACCCUGGCAGUGGUCCGAUUUGGCAACAAUUAGCGGUGCGAAGCAAAUUGUCGGACGGCCGUUCCUUCCAGGUUGUUUGUCGGGCUGCCUGCGGGUCCUUGCCUCAAAGCAAUCACUUAAUCCCCGAUCCAUGGUUUGGU